AUGGAUCGUCGUGAGGUGAAUCUGAAACAUGAUGAAGUAGAAAGAGCGUUAGAAGAAUUAUUUGGUGUCAGUGAUGGAGCGAGAUUUGAAGAUGAAGCGGAGGAUAACGAUGUAGAAGAUUUUUCUGGGCCCUCAAAUGAAAAUGUUAUGCAGCCACCCCCACCAAGGAGUUCGCGACACAGUCCUUCACUUAUAGAACAUGAACUUGAAGAAAAUUUUGAUCCAUCAGAAAUUGAGGACUCAGACGGGUCUGAUGCAGAUGAAGACGAACGGAAAAAGUAG
Molecule: messenger RNA, 282 nt
Organism: Parnassius apollo (apollo)
Lineage: Eukaryota; Metazoa; Arthropoda; Insecta; Lepidoptera; Papilionidae
Source: the annotation of a GenBank genome assembly